Messenger RNA from Ramularia collo-cygni, 1881 nucleotides. RefSeq names its product related to MFS peptide transporter, putaitve. The record is from RefSeq and is a predicted model, not a curated record. Bases 1 to 1881 code for a protein of 626 amino acids. The transcript has 3 exons. NCBI's taxonomy places the organism in Eukaryota, Fungi, Ascomycota, Dothideomycetes, Mycosphaerellales, Mycosphaerellaceae. Gene Ontology annotation, cellular component: membrane. Gene Ontology annotation, molecular function: dipeptide transmembrane transporter activity. Gene Ontology annotation, biological process: transmembrane transport.
AUGAGCGCUGUCGUUGGCGAUGACCUCGCCGCAAUGGCCGAGGCGCGCCGUCCCAGCAUCGUGCACCACACUGAUGCUGAGAAGUCCGCCAUCUACGGCGAUUCCAAGGAGCUUUCGGCCUCUCAGCGUGCCUCGUCUGACGGCGAGGGAAUGACUCUCGACGGCGAUGAGCCCACCAUGCACGAAAUGAAGACCCUACGCCGUGUCAGUGGGAAGAUUCCCUGGACUGCAUGGACCAUCACAUUCGUCGAGUUCUGCGAGCGUUUCUCCUACUACGGCACCACGGCCGUCUUUGUCAACUUCCUUCAACAGCCGCGCCCAUUCGGAUCGCGCACCGGAGCGAUCAAUCCCAGUCCAGAGUGCUGGAAUGCUCCUGGCUGGAGUCCAGCCGCAUGCAAGCAACCAGGUGGCCUCGGCCAAGGCCAGCAGACGUCAACUGGACUCACCACGUUCAAUCAGUUCUGGGCGUACUUGAUGCCUCUCUUGGGUGGAUACAUUGCCGACACGUAUCUUGGUCGUUAUGCCACCAUCCAGUACAGCAUUCUCGCUGCGCUCGUCGGUCACUCCAUCCUCAUUGUCUCCUCGAUUCCAGGCGUCAUGGACAACGAGCAGGGCGCUCUUGGUUGCUUCGCCGUCGGCCUCGUCAUCAUGGGAUUGGGAACCGGUGGUUUCAAGUCCAACAUCUCGCCUCUGCUCGCCGAACAAGUCAAGGAGACCCGUCCAAAAGUUCUGACACUCCCCAAGACUGGUGAGCGUGUCAUCGUCGACCCGCAAGUCACCUACAGCAGAGUCUUCCUCUACUUCUACAUGAUGAUCAACUGCGGCAGUCUUGUCGGUGGAAUCGGUAUGGUCUACGCAGAGAAGGAUAUUGGCUUUUGGUUGAGCUACGCACUGCCGACUUUCAUGUUCUUCUUUGCCCCUCUCGUCCUGCUCGGCUGCAAGAAGUACUACGUUACAUCCCCACCAACUGGCUCCGUCUUGGGAAAUGCCGCGAAGCUCCUGUCUCUUGCGAGCAAAGGCUGCUGGUCUGCAAACCCGGCCCAAACCUACCGCAACUUCCAACGCGAAGAUUUCUGGCACCGCGUCAAGCCCAGUGCUCUCGGUAGCGAGGCUCCUGCUUGGAUGUCCAGCUUCGAUGACAACUGGGUCGAUCAGGUUGCUCGUGGACUCAAUGCUUGCAAGGUCUUCCUUUGGUUGCCACUUUACUGGCUCGCCUACAACCAGAUGGUCAACAACUUGACCUCUCAGUCGGCAACCCUUGAUCUUGGUGGAGUCCCCAACGAUCUCAUCAACAACCUGAACCCAUUGACGCUCGUCAUCUUCAUCCCCCUCAUCGACGCCUUCUUCUACCCCGCUAUACGCAAGGCCGGCAUCAAUUUCACGCCCAUCAAGCGUAUCGCAAUGGGUUUCAUGGUCGCAUCCGGCGCCAUGAUAUCCUCCUGCAUCAUCCAAGUCUACAUCUACCGCACCUGUGUCGUAGACGAAGACGGCACCUGCCGCAGCCCCAUCAACGUCUGGGUCCAAGCCGUUCCAUACUGUCUCAUCGCAUUCUCGGAAGUCUUCGCCUCUAUCACAGGUCUGGAAUACGCUUUCAGCWAGGCGCCUGAGAAUAUGCGCGGUCUCGUCAUGGGUGUCAACCUCCUUCAGAAUGCUUUCAGUGCUGCUCUCGGUCAGGCUUUGUUGCCUUUGGUCAAGGACCCGCUGUUGACUUGGAACUAUGCGCUUGUGGCCAUUCUGGCUUUUAUUGGAGGAGUUGGUUUCUGGUUCACGUGGCGCUCGCUUGAUGCUAAGGAGGAUGAGCUCAACUUGAUCGAGAAGUCGAAAUACAGGGGCCGCGGAAUGGGUAUUGGACCGAAUUACGCGGAAGCGGAGGAAGAAUAG